Messenger RNA from Dermatophagoides pteronyssinus (European house dust mite), 2147 nucleotides. RefSeq lists its product as uncharacterized. The record is from RefSeq and is a predicted model, not a curated record. NCBI's taxonomy places the organism in Eukaryota, Metazoa, Arthropoda, Arachnida, Sarcoptiformes, Pyroglyphidae.
AUUUUGAUUUUGUGUGCAUCACACAUCGCACUUGAGAUGUUUGAGUUUUCUUCUUCUUCUUCUUUCUUGGGAUACAAAAAGAAAAGAAAAGAAAAAUGUCUUAUUCAAAUUUAGAUUAUAAAACCUGUUUGAAUGUUCAAAUUUGUUAUAUCAAUCGUUUUGAAAGUCUUUAUCGAAAUUGUAAACGAAAGAAUUGCAUCAAUCGUAGUGAAAAACGAUCAUUUCGAAAUUGUAUUGAUAAACUUCGCCAAAUUCAUCAAGUAUUAUUGAUGAAAUUUAAUUUAUCCAAUAAUUUCAUUAACAAUAGUUUCGAAUCAAAAGUUAAUGAAUUAAUUGAAUUGUAUGGUUUGAAAUUGGUCGAUAACAAUGCUCAUUCUUAUUAUAACAAUGGCGUUAGCAAUGAUAAUGAUGAUAAUAAAGAUUAUGAUCGAAACAGCAAGACCUUUGAAGAACAAAAUUCUUUAUCGUCGAAUGAUGAUUUUGGCCAAAUUCAACGUGAACCUCCCGUGCCGGAUAGGCAUACUCUUUUUAAAUUAUUUCGUCAAUUGACAAAUCAAAAACACUUUUGUCCAGCCUGUUUUUAUAUUGGACAUAAAUUUCGUCAUUCAUUUCACCUAUGUAGACAUGUUAAUUAUGCUUAUAAAUUAUACAAGCAAACAGAACAAGAAUCUAUUUCGAGUGAUAUUUCAUCAAGAUCCGAUUCCGGUUUUGAAACUGUUUCCGAUAGUGAUGGUAAUUCGUUAUCAUUGAAUUCAAUAAAAGCGCCUUUAGUUGAAAAAAAUCGAAUACAAACGAAAAUUAUACGUCCAAAACCGAUUCUAGAAUACCGUAACUCGAAUCUCAAUUCAUGGGAAAUUGAAUGUUCAUCAUCAUCCUUACUCAAAUCAAUGAAUGAUUUAAACCUAUUGAACGCCUCUAAUAUUAAAUGGACAGAAAAAAUUACUACACCUGCACCACUUUCAUCAUCAUCAUCAUCAUUACCGAAUAUUUCGAUAAAACCAACAACUUUUAUUGUAAAUUUGAUUAGUAAAUGUCGAAAUCAAAUCAAAUCAUCAAUCGUUGCCAUGUUGAAUUUUGAUAUCAAUUCAAAUUAUAUUCUUAAAAGUUUUCUCGAUAAAUUGGAAAAUUUUAAUUUUGGUGAAAUAACAUUGGAUCCAUUGCCCAAAUAUAUAGCCAAACGAAAUAUUUAUAAAAGAAUCGGUAUCCUAACAAUCGAAACUGGUAUUGGUUUUUUUCAUAAACCAAUAACAUUUAUCAUUUUGGAUGGCGAUGAUAAACGUUCGAAUGUUGAUGGUAUUGAUGAUAUUUCUCGAAAUUUGCAUCAUUUCGGGAUAGUUAUUUCAUCAGAAGAAUUGCCUAAUUUUUUCAUCGAUAUACCGAAAAAAACAUCAUCGGAUCAAAAUCAAUCGACUACAAUUGAUUUGAAGCAAUCGAUAAAGAUGUUUGAUUUUUCACGUUCUUCAAAAGAUUUGUUUAAUGAUGGUCAGGUUUCAUUACCAUCAUUCACUUCUUCGAUAUUGUCAAAAUCACUGCCCAAUGCUACAGUAGAAUCAGAAAAAGAAGUCAUUUUUGGUUCUGUUAUUCGUUAUAAAGUUAAGCCAAUGAUUCCUAUAUCUAAUCCUUGGAUGAAAAAAUUAUUUAUGACUGGAAUUAUUUCAUCCAUUCAUCAAUCUGGCCAUGAUCAUCGUUCAUUAUUGCCUAUGAAGAUUAGCAUUCGAAAUUCAUCGAUCAAAACUGAUACCGAUAAUUUUUGUGUCGAUUCAAAUAUGAAAAUUUAUUAUCAUUUUGAAACGGCAAUAGCUGAUGGAUUAAUUUCGAUCGAUCAACAAACAAAUCAUGUUGCUCGAUAUAAUGAUGUUAUCAUUUAUUAUAUCAAUGGUGAAUAUCGACAAACAGUGAUUGAAAAGGUUCGAAAACCGAAUGAUGAACAAUUAACCUAUCAUUCACUAAUGAUUAAAUUUCAGCCAUCCAAAUUUAUAAUCAUCAUAAAGAUUAAUACAUUUGAUGGUGAUAAUGAUGAUUUACGUUUAUCGUUAGCCAACUAUAUCCGUAUGAAUGUGAAUCCAAUGUAGUAAUGUUCAUAACCAAUAACAAUACAAUAUCCUAUCACAUCUUAUAAAAAUGAAUUUAACAAUACUCUAUAUUUC